CACUUCCAUCACUCCAUUCUCUUCUUCUCAAACAAACAUCGACAUUUGUUCAAGGAUUAUACCACAUAGGCAUAUCAUAAACAUGGAGGGAAAGCUGGCCACAAAAUACUCGGCUUGGAAAAAGCUCGAGACCCUUUACGCUACCAAGAGACCCUCUCUCAUCUUAAAAGAUCUCUUCGCUGCAGAUCCAGAGAGGUUCUCCAAGCACUCGUUAACCUUCACCAGCUCGUCUCCUUCCGUCGAGAUCCUCCUUGACUACUCUAAGAACUUGAUUGAUGAAGAGGUCCUUUCGGCCUUAUUUGAUCUCGCACGAGAGGCUCAAGUCGAGGCUUUCCGAGAUGAUAUGUUUUCAGGGAAACACAUCAACACUUCAGAGGGAAGAGCCGUCCUACAUAUCGCACUUCGUAACCCUCCUGUUUCCGAUGGAGGUUGGGAUAUCCCAGAACCUGGUGCUGCAGAAGUCCAUGGGGUCCUUCAACACAUGAAAGAGUUUUCCGAUGCCGUUCGAUCUGGAUCUUGGAAAGGGUAUACCGGAAAGAAAAUUGAUACCGUGGUCAACAUCGGUAUCGGUGGUAGUGAUUUAGGACCAGUGAUGGCUUGUGAAGCUCUCAAGCAUUAUUCCAAAAGGGAUCUCAAGUCUUACUUUGUCUCUAACAUCGAUGGAACCGACAUGGCUGAAGUCCUUCGUGCGUGUGAUCCCGAGACUACCAUUUUCAUUGUUGCUAGCAAGACCUUCACCACUCAGGAGACUAUCACCAAUGCUGAAAGUGCCAAAGAAUGGUUCUUGGUGACCGCAAAAGACCAAGCACACGUAGCUAAACACUUCGUCGCUUUGUCCACCAACACCGCCGGCGUCACUGCGUUCGGUAUUGACAAAGAUAACAUGUUCCAAUUCUGGGAUUGGGUCGGUGGUCGAUAUUCCCUUUGGUCUGCUAUCGGUCUCUCCAUUUGUCUCUCUAUCGGCUUUGACAACUUCUCAGAAAUGCUCAAGGGAGCUCAUGAGAUGGACAAACAUUUCACCACUGCCAAAUUGGAAGAAAACUUGCCUGUUGUCAUGGCUCUGAUCGGUAUCUGGUAUAAUGACUUCUAUGGCGCACAGACACAAGCACUGCUGCCAUACGACCAGUAUCUUAAGAAAUUUGCAGACUACUUCCAACAAGGAGACAUGGAGUCUAAUGGGAAAUCCGUGACUAAAGACGGCUCCCGAGUGGACUACGAAACCGGACCUAUCAUCUGGGGUCAGAGCGGUACCAACGGUCAACACGCUUUCUAUCAGCUUAUUCACCAAGGUACAAAGCUCAUCCCUUGUGACUUCUUGGCACCUGUCGAAACUCUCAACCCCAUAUCUGGAGGGAUUCAUCACGAGAUCCUACUCUCGAAUUUCUUCGCUCAGCCAGAAGCCCUCGCAUUCGGUAAAACCGAAUCUCAAGUCAUUCAAGAAUUAGGCGCUCAAUCGUCCAACGCCGCUUUGGUCAAAUCGAAAAUAUUCGAAGGAAACAAACCUACCAAUAGCAUCUUUUUCCAGAAACUCACACCUGGCACACUGGGUUCUCUUAUCGCUUUAUACGAACACAAGAUACAUGUUCAAGGUGCUAUUUGGGGUAUCAACAGUUAUGAUCAGAUGGGUGUUGAAUUGGGUAAAGUUUUGGCCAAGGCGAUUCUUAAACAGCUCCCUGAUGAGAGUAAAGUCGUAGGACAUGAUUCUUCGACCACAGGUCUCAUCAAAUAUUAUCAGUCACACCGCCAGACUGCUUGAGAAUUGCUGAAGAGAAAUUGUAAAUACAGAAGAUAGUCUUGAAAUGUCAUUAAACGAUCUACUGUGCACAAUAUGAUACGACUAAAUGCUAAUUAUACGAAAUGAUAAACCUCGAAGCGACAAAUUCAUUAUUCCAACCCUUUCAUCCCUCAUGAAGACCCUGUAAUCGCCUCUUUCUCUUUACUGCUCUCACUAAACACAUUCCACACUGGUGUUCUCUCCCCAGCCAGUCGAGUAUUGCUAUUACCCACUGGCGCACUCCUUAAGCCUCCUUCUUCUAGACUUAAAUUAUCAUUCCCACCGUCCAUCCGUUCCCCAACGGGAGCAGUCUGAGGUAUUUGUCCUUCCGCUUGAUCGACAAACGUCCCUGCUCUUGACCUUCCGGUUCUUUUAGCCCUUCCACCUGUUCCCCCCAAAGCAUAAGAAUACGAUCCCUGACUGAUGGCGGAAGAUGUGGUCGCGCCCCUCGGUCUUCCCCCCGUCGCUCGAGACAUCGAACCGACUGAAGCAGAGGGUGGAGUGAUAAUCGACG
Messenger RNA from Tremella mesenterica DSM 1558, 2288 nucleotides. RefSeq lists its product as uncharacterized. The coding region runs from base 83 to 1756 and encodes 557 amino acids. Gene Ontology annotation, cellular component: cytosol. The record is from RefSeq and is a predicted model, not a curated record. Gene Ontology annotation, molecular function: monosaccharide binding; carbohydrate derivative binding; glucose-6-phosphate isomerase activity. The transcript has 8 exons. Lineage: Eukaryota; Fungi; Basidiomycota; Tremellomycetes; Tremellales; Tremellaceae. Gene Ontology annotation, biological process: gluconeogenesis; glucose 6-phosphate metabolic process; glycolytic process.